Mesocricetus auratus (golden hamster) is the source of this 11708-nucleotide messenger RNA. It is a transcript of the gene Pdzd2, whose product is annotated as PDZ domain containing 2. Lineage: Eukaryota; Metazoa; Chordata; Mammalia; Rodentia; Cricetidae. The coding region runs from base 923 to 9325 and encodes 2800 amino acids. The record is from RefSeq and is a predicted model, not a curated record. The transcript has 27 exons. Gene Ontology annotation, molecular function: protein binding.
CCUGGAGGCUCGGAGCAUCCCCCGCGCUGCGCAGCGAGGAGCUCGCUCCCAGUGCCAGUGCGUGCUGGCGGCGGGACGCGGCGAGGCAGCUGCUGCGGGCGCCCUGCAUGCGCCGGGCGGAUCGCAAGACGCUCGGAAUCGCCGCAACCGGCGAACCCCUGCGGCGCGGCAGCUCCCUGCGGGCGCGGCGACGGCACUGGUGUGUCAGGGGCGGCGGUAGCGACGCGGGCACCGCCGGGCGGCGCCUGAAUCUGGACGCGCCAGGAGCGGCUCGAGCCUCCUCCGAUCCACAAGCAGCGUGGUGAGAGGCUCAGGCAGGAGUUCAAGACCUGGCUGGGCUACAUAGUGAGACCCUGUGUCCAAACAACAACAAAACCAAAAUAAGCCAAUGUGGUGGUCCAUGCCUGUCAUCUCAGCACUUAAGAGGAGGCAGAGGGAUUAGACACUCAAGAGCUGCUUCGGUUACACAAGGAGUUUGGGGCCCACAGAGACAAUUAUAUGAUUGGAAAAUCAUUCCCAGGAGGCAAGUUUAAAGGAACCAAGACUGCCUACACCAGAGGAGAGCAAGAGGUGUGAAUGAGCCCAGGCACCAAGCUGCCACUGCUGAAGAAACAUUUCCAUGUCAUUUGCAUGACCCCUGCUGUGAAAUGAACCAAGCAAGGACUUGUCAGAGAUUUCCUUCCCUCCCUUGCUGAGCACUCCGGAGCCAUUGUUCCAGUGUUGUUUAAUUGUGUCCUGUCCUCCUCUUGCCAAGGCAAACAUCCCAGUCUCUGAGGAGGGAUCCCCAAGCUCGUAGGCUGGCCUGAACAUGAACAUGGGCAAAGCUGAUGACUGUGAGCGUUCCCAAGGGACACGGAUCCCCAUGGGGUCCAGUCUGCAGAAGCAGGACCUCUCAUGAUGCUGGUGUCUGGGAGUGAGCACUAUGCCCAUCACCCAGGACAAUGCCGUGCUGCACCUGCCCCUCCUGUACGAGUGGCUGCAGAACAGCCUGCGGGAGGGUGGGGACAGUCCGGAGCAGCGGCUCUGCCAAGCGGCCAUCCAGAAGCUGCAGGAGUACAUCCAGCUGAACUUGGCUGUGGAUGAGAGUACAGCCCCACCUGAUCACAGUCCUCCAGAGAUGGAGAUCUGCACAGUGUACCUCACCAAGCAGCUGGGGGACACUGAGACUGUGGGGCUCAGUUUUGGAAACAUCCCUGUUUUCGGCGACUACGGUGAAAAGCGUCGAGGGGGCAAGAAGAGGAAAACCCACCAGGGUCCGGUGCUGGACGUGGGCUGCAUCUGGGUGACAGAGCUGAGGAAAAACAGCCCAGCAGGAAAGAGCGGCAAAGUCCGGCUGCGGGAUGAGAUCCUCUCCCUGAACGGUCAGCUCAUGGUUGGAGUUGACGUCAGUGGGGCCAGUUACCUGGCUGAACAGUGCUGGAAUGGCGGCUUCAUCUACCUGAUCAUGCUGCGGCGCUUCAAGCAUAAAACCCACCUGACUUACAAUGGCAACGACGGCAACAGCUCAGAACCAGGAGAGACACCUACCUUGGAACUGGGUGACCAAACUUCAAAAAAGGGGAAAAGAACGAGAAAGUUUGGGGUCAUUUCCAGACCCCCUAUUAACAAGGCCCCUGAAGAACCCAAAAGCAGCGGUGGCUGUGAUGUGACGGAUGAUCCUAGCUCAGAGUUGGAGAAUGGUACAGACCCCGAACUUGGAAAUGGCCAUGACUUUGAACUAGAAAAUGGUCCACAUUCUCUCAAGGAUGUGGCUGGACCCCAUCUGGAGAGUUCCGAAGUGGACAGAGGAGCAGAACUCAGAAUUCCAAAUACAGACGCUCCUCCGGGUACCAGCAAUGACAAACGCCGUGUCUCAAAGAGUGGGAAGACAGACAUCCAGUCCAGUGACUGCCUGGCACGGGAGGAAGUUGGCCGGAUAUGGAAGAUGGAGCUACUCAAAGAAACAGAUGGGCUGGGAAUUCAGGUUAGUGGAGGCCGAGGAUCAAAGCGCUCACCUCACGCUAUCGUUGUCACCCAAGUGAAGGAAGGAGGUGCUGCUCACAGGGAUGGCAGGCUGUCCUUAGGAGACGAACUGCUGGUGAUCAAUGGUCACUUACUGGUCGGGCUCUCCCACGAGGAAGCUGUGGCCAUUCUACGUUCAGCCACUGGGAUGGUACAGCUGGUGGUGGCCAGCAAGGAGAGCUCAGCGGAGGACCUCCUGAGGUUCACGUCAAAGAGCUUACCUGACCUGACUAGCUCAGCGGAGGAUGUGUCCUCCUGGACUGACAACGAAGACCAGGAGGCAGACGGGGAAGACGAAGAGGGGGCGAGUUCAGCGGCUGUCCGGGGCAUGAUGCCGGAGUCAGAAGAAUCCCAAGAUGUAGGCAGCUCUGAGGAGUCCAAGGGGAACUUGGAAAGUCCCAAACAAGGCAACAGUAAAAUGAAGCUCAAGAGUCGUCUCUCAGGAGGUGUCCACCGCCUGGAGUCUGUUGAGGAAUAUAAUGAACUGAUGGUACGAAACGGAGACCCUCGGAUCAGGAUGCUGGAGGUCUCCAGAGAUGGCCGGAAACACUCUCUUCCCCAGCUCCUGGAUUCUACUGGGACAUCACAGGAAUACCACAUUGUGAAGAAGUCCACCCGCUCUCUGAGCACCACCCACGUGGAAUCUCCGUGGAGGCUCAUUCGGCCGUCCGUUAUUUCCAUCAUCGGGCUGUACAAAGAGAAAGGCAAGGGCCUUGGCUUUAGCAUUGCUGGAGGCCGAGACUGCAUUCGAGGCCAGAUGGGGAUUUUUGUCAAGACCAUUUUCCCAAACGGAUCAGCCGCGGAGGACGGCAGACUCAAAGAAGGAGAUGAAAUCCUAGAUGUAAAUGGCAUACCAAUAAAGGGCUUGACGUUUCAAGAGGCCAUUCACACCUUCAAGCAAAUCCGAAGUGGGUUGUUUGUCCUCACGGUGCGCACGAAGUUACUCAGCCCCAGCCUCACACCAUGCUCCACUCCCACACACAUGAGCAGAUCCAGCUCCCCAAGCUUCAACACCAGCGGGGCACCCCCAGCAGGAGGAGGCCCUGAGGAAGGCGGUUCUUCAUCUCUGGGGCGGAAGGCUCCCGGGCCCAAAGACAGGAUUGUCAUGGAAGUCACACUCAACAAAGAGCCAAGAGUUGGACUAGGCAUUGGUGCCUGCUGCUUGGCCUUGGAAAACAGCCCUCCAGGUAUCUACAUUCACAGCCUUGCCCCUGGAUCGGUGGCCAAGAUGGAAAGCAACCUGAGCCGGGGAGACCAAAUCCUGGAAGUGAACUCGGUGAACGUGCGCCAUGCAGCCUUAAGCAAAGUGCACGCCAUCUUGAGUAAAUGCCCACCUGGACCCGUUCGCCUGGUCAUCGGCCGGCACCCUAAUCCAAAGGUUUCCGAGCAGGAAAUGGAUGAAGUAAUAGCACGCAGCACUUACCAGGACAGCAAAGAAGCCAACUCCUCGCCUGGCUUAGGUACUCCCUUGAAGAGUCCGUCUCUUGCCAAAAAGGACUCGCUCCUCUCUGAAUCUGAGUUCUCCCAGUACUUUGUCCAUGAUGGGCGGGGCUCCUUGCCAGACUUCGUGGUUGCUGGCUCUGAGGACGAGGACCACCCCGGCAGUGGCUGUGGCACCUCGGAGGAUGGCAGCCUGCUUCCCGGACCCUCUGCUCACAAGGAGCCAGGGAAAGCCAGGGCCAACAGCCUUGUGACUCUUGGAAGCCAGAGAACCGCUGGGCUCUUACACAAGCAGGUAACGGUCGCCAGGCAAGCCAGUCUCCCUGGAAGCCCACAGGUCCUCAGGAACCCCCUCCUCCGCCAGAGGAGAGUUCGCUGCUAUGAUGGCAAUGACGCCAGCGAUGAAGAAGACUUUGAUGGUGAGGGGGACUGCAUUUCACUCCCAGGAGUCCUCCCAGAUCCCAGCAGGCCUCUGAUAGAGGAUGGCAGUAGGCCCGCCUUGACAGCCUCUUCCAAAAGCGUUGAUGCAAGAAAGCAAGAGGAGCGACCCCAGAAACCACUGGUCAGCAAGGCCUGCUCCGUGCCUCUCCUUGGCAGCUCUCUGGACCUACAGCACAGUGUCCCUGAUGGGAUGGCGGGUACCCCUCCUAAGGCAGCCAGCCUGCCAGGCUCUGUAGAAACUCCCAAGAGUGGGCCUGCAGGCCCUGGAAGAAAGGAACUGUCAGGAUCAAGAAGUUCACCGAAGCUGGAAUACAGUGUCGCCACCCAUAGCCCAAGGAGCCCAGAAAACCCCAUUCCCCCACCACAGAAGAAUGCAAAUCUGGUGUCCAGACACAAGCCUGUGGCCAGGAUCAGCCCACACCACAAGAGGUCUGACACUGAGGCCCCAAGUGGAACAGCCAAUGGACCGUACGGCCAGGACUUGAAAGUCCAGGCUCCAUCCAUGAAAGAUACCGUCACUGGCCAUCAGCCAAGUGGAACCGCAGAGAAGGAACUUUGGGGAAAUCCCACCCCGGGGGACAGAUAUGUCCCCACCAACUGUGGACCAGCCAGUACCCCAUGCCACCCAAACACUGGACCCCCCACAGAGAGCCUGCAGGGAGCUGCGCCAGAGUGCGGGCCACACCCUGAGACUGAAUGGGAUGGCUCCUCAGCACCCCCUUCCCCAGGGAAGAGCAGGGAAGCUCAUCAUGACUCCAGCGAGACCUCCACCAUCACAGAGCAAGUCGGUCAGUAUGUGUCUCCCAGGACCACAGAGCCUGAGUCCCAGGGCAUAUCUAAAGUGAAACCAGCGAACAGGCGGAGCCCGUCUCCCAGGGAGAAGGCCUUGGCUCCUCCUGACUUUAGAACAACUUGGGCUGCACUUGGGGACAGCUCUCCCGACACCAGGAGAGCAGCUGUCCCCAUGAGCACAGGAGCAACACCAGCCACUGCCAUCCCUCAUGUCUCCCUUGUGUCCCAAGAAAGGAGUCCAGGGCCCAGCAAGGCCUUGGAAAUGACAGGACUCAUUAUACCUAAAAGCUGGAAGGAUGGUGCUCCGCUUGAAGAUACAGCUUCUGUGUCUGGGAAGACAUCACCUGCCAGCCCCUCUCUGCCAGUGGCUACUGACAGCACAGCGUCAGGGAGCAGAGAGAGCCCUGUGACAGACACUGACAACUUCAUCAGGGAGGCCUCUGAGGCGAGGUCACAGUCCUCCCAGAAAGCCGACUGUGGGGCUGACCCGGGCAUUUUUGAGGGCCAGCCACCAGGAGGAGCCAGGGAUGACAGUUCCCACCAUGCCCAAUCAGUCAGGAGUGACCAGACGUCCUCCCCAAGGAAGACUGGGGACACGGGCCUACCCCCGCCCCCACAGUGGGCCUCCCAGCCUUCCGUUUUGGAUUCCAUCCAUCCUGACAAACAUUUUGCUGCGAACAAGAACUUUUUGAACAACUACUCUAGAAAUUUUAGUAAUUUCCAUGAAGACAGUAUCUCCCUCUCGGGCCCGGGCGACAGUACAGAGCCAUCGCUCUCAUCCAUGUACGGUGAUGCAGAAGACUCGUCUUCGGACCCUGAGUCUCUCGCUGAAGCCCCACAGGCAGCCGCCAGGAACAGCUGGUCACCUCCCCAUUCCCAUGGGUCCCCUCAUCAGGAAGGUACCAGUGAGUCUGAGGAUGAAAACAUAGAAAUUUGCUCCACGAGCGACUGCCCUGAGGCCCUGGUGACAGCCCAUCCCCCUGCCCAGGCUGCACUCUGCCGAGUUCUACCCCUACAGCCCAGUACCCUGAGCGAGCCCGUGGGGGACUCCCGUGAAAGGACCUGCCUCCUGCCAGGGACCUCACACACUGCCAUCCCAAGCUCUUCGCAGCCAUUUUCCUUCCUGGAUGUAAGCUCUCGAGAGCACGAGCCAUGGGUGAGCAUAAACGCUUCACAGAGCCAGGGGCCGUCGUGCACAGAAGAAAUCAUGGCCACCACCGGCGUGAACUCAGUCAUGGCAGGCAGCCAGCCUUCGGAAAUGACCGGCCAUGGUGACGACCUGCCAUUUGCGCUUAGGAACCCAAGUGUGGUAAAUGGCUUGGAGUGUGACCUGACGGCUGAGGGAGCCCCAAACAAAGAAGCAGGGGCUGCUAGUAUGGCCCACGGUGUGCACGCCCUGAGUGCCGAGGGCCCUAAGAAUGGAGAGGCCGUUUUGGCAAACCUACACGUUGCCAAGAGUCGCAAUCUGGACGACUUGCUACAGAAACCAAAAUCGAUCUCCAGGAGGCCCAUCAUGGCCUGGUUUAAGGAAAUAAAUAGAAAUGGCCAGGGCACACAUUUGCAGAGCAAAUCGGAGAAGGACCGGUCCUCGACACUGGCUAUAAGUCCUGGCUACAAAGCCCAGAUGGUAAGCACCAGCCCCAGCAAGGGCGUGGCUGUGCUUAAGAGUCCUCCCCCACUGCACAGGAGUCAGGAGAAUAAAGACCUGCCCGAGAAAAGCCCAGUGGAAACCCUAAGUAACUGUCAGAAAGCCAAGUGCGGCCCUAAGCUCGGGAGACUGGGUGUCAAAAGCAAAGCUGGGUCCGAGAUGCCUGUGGCCAGUGGGACCCAUCACAGGAAGACCUUGAUUUCACCCCAGGCCUCCCAUAAAAUGUUUUCCAAGGCAGUGUCACACCGGCUCCACAUAGCUGGCCAAGAAGAGCCUACCAACACUCUUGUGGACACCCCCAAGCCUCCCCAGUGCAUGCCCGAGGGCAAGCCACCUCUGGCUGCCUCUGGGUCACCCAGGACCUCCGCAUCAGACACAAGCAUCAGACCCUUCACUUUACCCCUGACCUCCCCCAAGACUGUCCCUGAGCAAAGUGCAAACAGCAGGCUCCAAAUGGCUGUCCACUCGGAAUCUGACACAAGUUGUCCAACCACCUCCAGGGCCCCUAGGUAUGGAGCAGAGGGCAAGGUGCCCCAUGGUGACUCUGGGUCAGCGAGUCCCACAACCCCACGGAGCAGCCUGGCCUUGGCAGGGAUCAGACAGGGCAGGCACCUCACACCCAGCCGACUGGACUCGGUGGUGUCAGAAGCAGCCCAUCCCAGGGGGAUCGGUGAGAAAGGAAGUGAAAAAAUCACUAGUGAUCUUCUAGAAAGGACAACCCAGCUGAAGAUAGUUGAUAUUUCUCCUGAAAGAAUGCCAAAGAAUGCGGGUGGUGACAAGCCACCAGAUGGUGGCAGACAGGGAGGGUUCUUGGCCCAGAGCGGCUGUCAGGAAAAGAGUGGAAUCGGUCUCUGGCAGUCAGGAGGGUCAGUCCCAAAGUCCCCACCCUCACCUCCCUCUCUGGCCUCCCAGGGACAGCAGGAAAUUCGCCGGUCCUUCGGGAUAGCCAAGCCAGCCUCCUCCCCAAAGCUACCUGCUAAAACACUGGAUUCCUCCCAGGGCAGGUCAAGCCAGAUGUCAGCUUCCCUAGGGAUGCCCAAGAAUGAUGUACCCACAGGCCCUGGGGGAGAGGAGCAGCCCUACUUCACACCGAGGCCAGCCACCAGGACUUACUCCAUGCCAGCCCAGUUCUCAAGCCACUUUGGACGAGAAGGUCCUUCCCCACACAGCCCGAGUUGCUCGCCUCAGGACCCUCAGGUCCCCGUGAUGAGCGUCAGUGUCUCUGAGGCAAAGGCUGCCAGAGGUGUGACUAAUGGACAGGAUGUGUACAGUGUGAAGCCUCUGCUGGAAACAUCAAGGAACCUGCCACCCACAGAUGGGGGGGACGCCAGUGCAGUCCCUGAGACGAGCUGCCUCGUCGCGGACAAAGUCAAAGCCACCAGGAGACAUUAUUACUAUGAGCACAAUUGGCCCCAUGAAUCUACCUCGUUUUUCUCUGUGAAGCAGAGAAUCAAGUCUUUUGAGAACUUGGCCAAUUCUGACCGGCCUGCGGCCAAGUCUACCACGUCCCCAUUCUUAUCUGUGAACUCCAAGCCUCCCAUUAGCAGACGGUCAUCUGGCAGCACCACUUCAGGGAGGCACAGCCACCCCAGCGAUGUGACAGCACGGUCACUGAGACGGAGCUUGAGUUCCUGCAGUGAAAGCCAGAGCGAAGCCAGCAGCCUUCUCCCGCAGAUGACGAAGUCCCCGUCCAGCAUGACGCUGGUUGUCUCUAGGCAGAACCCACCGGAGACUAGUAACAAGAGCCCCAGUUCAGACCCAAAGAAAUCACUCGUCCCUGUAGGAAUUCCCACCUCUACGGUGACCCCAGCCUCACCCACGAAGAGGAACAAGUCCUCAGUACGCCACGCCCAGCCUUCCCCUGUGUCCCGAUCCAAGCUCCAUGAGCUGAGAGCCUUGAGCAUGCCAGACCUGGACAAGCUGUGCGGUGGGGAGGACUCUGCCGGCCCAGGCUCUGUGCUCUUCAGAACCCAGCUGGAAAUCAUCCCCAGACGGUCACUCGGCUCCCCCGCUACCUCUCCAGCUGGUUCCCCAGCUAGAGGCCAUCCAGGCCUUGACGGAUCGGCCUCUCUUUCAUGUCCUAUGAAUGGGAGGACCAGAGUCUACCCAGGAGGAGACAGCCCUUCAGCCAGCGAGCCUGCAGCAUCCCCUGGAGCCGGGGAAGGGGAAGAGGUCGUGCAGGCCCUGCCUUCUGCAAGGAGCUGGUCGGUGAAUUUGAAUCAACUCCUUGCCUCAGUGAGGGACCAGCAGAAAUUACAAGCCGUUUUGUCACUAGUGGGGUCAGAAUCUACCAUCUUCACUCUCAUUCAGGAAGCGAAGGCACAGUCACAGAAUAAAGAAGACACUUGCUUCAUAGUCUUGAAUAAAAAGGAAGGCUCAGGUCUGGGAUUCAGCGUGGCAGGAGGGGCAGACGUGGAGCCAAAAUCAGUCAUGGUCCACAGGGUGUUUUCUCAGGGCGCGGCUUCUCAGGAAGGGACUGUGAGCCGAGGGGAUUUCCUUCUCUCCAUCAAUGGCACUUCCUUAGCUGGCUUAGCCCACAGUGAGGUUGUGAAGGUUCUGCACCAGGCACAACUGCACAAACACGCCCUCAUGAUCAUCAAGAAAGGGAAUGACCAGCCCAGGCCCUCGCUCAGGCAGGAGCCUCCCUCCGCCAAUGGAAAGGGCCCACUCCCCAGAAAGGCCUUGCCACUGGAGCCUGGGGCUGGGAGAAACGGAGCUGCUCACGACGCUCUGUGUGUGGAAGUGCUGAAAACCUCGGCGGGGCUGGGACUGAGUCUGGAUGGAGGAAAAUCGUCCAUGUCUGGAAACGGACCCCUGGUAAUUAAGAGGGUGUACAAAGGUGGUGCAGCGGAACAAGCGGGAACCAUAGAAGCUGGCGAUGAAAUCCUUGCUAUUAAUGGGAAACCUUUGGUUGGGCUGGUGCACUUCGAUGCCUGGAAUAUCAUGAAGUCUGUUCCAGAAGGGCCUGUGCAGCUAGUGAUUAGAAAGCACAGGAAUUCCUGAGUUUUUAACAACAAUCUCCUCCCCCAGAUGCAUUUCUAGCAAAUCAAAGGGACUUCUUUUAAUGACGGGUUCUGGAAUUAGCCAACAGCUUACACAGAUACCCACGAUUGUACUUUCACGUGAAGCCUGAACUCUGGAAACCUCCUACAUGGACCACCAAGGCUGGGGAGUGUCACUUCCUUCUGUGCCUGCCACUCCCUACAUCUGCAGCAGGGUCAAGAGCUGACCUGCUCCUCUUUUGGAACACCUGGCUACACCUUUUCAGCCCUCUUGCCACCUCUCCCAGCAUCAGUCCUAGUGAGCAGGGACCAGAAGGGUAACACAAAUGCCCCAGCUAAAAUGAUGUAUUAUGUAGAUGUAUAUAAUUUUGUAAGUAAGGGACAUAGUGCUUUUAGGUAUGUACAUGCAGUGGAAGGCAAAGCUAUGGGUCUAUGUAUGUUACCCUAAAAAAAAAAGAAAAUGAAUUUAUGACUAAUUGUUAGGCAGAGCUCAGGAAUUAUGCAACAGUGAAAAAGAUGACAGUUUUAAAAAGUGCUAUUUUUUAAUGACGUAAUGUAUGAUGUGGACUGGGAAGCUGUGCUCAUUUUCUGUUUCUGAGAGCAUAAGUCAUAAGGCUGUUACAGAGUGACAGUUCUGGUGAAUUGCAAUAGAUGGCUGUGAGCUUCCCUGCUUGGGAGGAGCUUCUAGCCUGAAAGCACCUUGCAUCUAGUUUUCAAACAUGCAUAUAUGUUUGAAUUCAAGACUGGUCAGCGCACGAGCAGGCAAAAAUGUCAGUGUGUUUGUGUUCCCACAGGUAUGCACCACUACCACCUUCAAGGCAGUUUUGAGAGUUAAAUCCUUCAGCUUGCAAACGUCGGCAUUCUGUGAUCCAAACUGAGGAGCUUCUAAGCAUCCUCGAUGGAGAUUUCUUGCUUUGGGUUUUUUUUUUUCCUUUUCUCCACCAGACUAAAAGCAGCAUAGUUUGUAAUCCGGCUCUCUUCCCUGACAGAGCUCUGUAGUGGCUCAGCUUUUUGCUAGUUUGGUUUUUACUGUUUUGCAAAAUUUUCCCCUUGCCAAAACUGGGGUCCCGCAGACCGUUCUGACUCAGGUUGCUUUUGAAACUCUUCUGGCUGCCUUGAGCCUCUCUGGAGCCUUCCUCCUCACAAAGCUGGCUUUUCUCCCUUUGCACUGACCCUUAUUUUUCUUAAAUCCCAAAGCUUCACCAGCUUCAUUUACCAAACAAGGAGGAAAAUGGAAAGACAGGGUGAGUCACUCUAGGAAAAGGACUCUAUGGUGUUCGCCACCCAAUCCUCAGGUGGCGCCACCAGUGCUGGGUCUUGAGGGUUUGGGUGGAACUGCGUUUGUCAAUCCCACAUGUAUGAUGCUGUGAUUGUUUCUUUAACCCACAGCUGGGUCCAGGGAAAACAUCGUGAGGUGUUUGAGCUGUUGCCUUUUGUACAUCAUUUUUCCUGAGCCCAUCCCUGCUGGCCAUCUGCAGAGGAAACCCAAAGAUGGUCCUCAGAUGGGCACAAAGUAACUGGCUCACUUUCAGCAGGUUACACAGAAAACUACAGUCCAGAAGUUAGCUAGAAAAGUCUGAUUUAGCAUCUAUUUUCAUUACAGAUACAAGUAGGAUACUAUAAGAUGUCAGUGCAAGGUGCAUGCUAUGUUGUUACGUCUCUGGGGUCAGUUUCUGUUUUCUUACUUGAAUGAUAAUUUGAAGUCAGCACGGAAAAACUAUUUUUUUUUUUUUUGCUCCACUCCUUUACAGUCACGUGUAUUAAUAAGUCCGGUGACCAGAACAGGACUUUGACUUUCUGAGUGUUUCCAAAGCUGUUAGCUAAAGAAUACAAGGAGAACCUGUGGCUUGCCACACUAUGCUAAGUCACCAGGCAUUUGAAGUAGAUCUUUCCAGAAAGUCUUCCUGGCUAACAGUAGGAAUGUAAAGGAACAAAGCAAAUGUUAACCUAUCUUCGACCCUGAGCUAGAAAGGUAUUUAUUUGUCCUCAGUGUUAACGGCAUGAUGAGUACUGCUAAUUAGUCUAAUAAACCCCCACACUUUCUGCAGUGAACACUAACGGUAUUGUUCUAACCUUUUUUUAAGUGGUCAGUCAUUCACAGUAAGCUAUGAGGGUAAAAAUGUGUCAUGACAUAUAAACAUCAUAGUUUCAUUUCCACCCUCCCAUACGUAUUGCAUUGUAUGGUUGACUUAAUUGGCACCACACCUGUUGUAUAUUAUACAUUAUUAUUUAUGUAAAAUAAAAUGCCUUAUAUAUUAAAGAGUAAGUGCAAUAAUAUGAAAUGGCCUGUACAUUUAAAAAUGUUGUCGCCAAGUUAUGCAAAUCCACAUCUCUGUAAACAAUUUUUUAAGUAAUUUUCAAAAAAUAAACACCGCUUACUAUUU